GCCCGGGGACUGGCCCUAAAACGGGAAGGAAACCUUGUUUACCGCGGGCGGAGAGGAGCCCGGCGAGCCUUUGUCUGGGAAGUCAGCAUCUCCGGCUCCGGCUGGGCUGCGCUCGGUGACAUUAGCACUGGGGGGACCGGCCGGCCGGGGGGUCUCCGGGUUCCAGGAUUGUCUCGGAGGCGGAUCCAGGGGGUGACUUUUGUGCAUUCGUUUUCAUUUUCGGAAAGCUCCAUUUCUACCCCGCGUGUCCCCCGGCGGGCAAGUCCUGAUCUUCCAGUCGCCUCGACAGCCCGGGGCUGCCGAUCGGAGCCACUGCCUGCGGCUCUCCCUCCUCCUCCGACUUUGCAAGCCGGCGUCCGGGAGCAGCGACCUCGGCGAGGCAGGAGCGCGGGGGAGCGGAGCGGCGCGCACCGGGACCCAAACCUUGACAUGCUCGCGGGCGCCGAGGAGGGAGCCAGGAGCUGAGCUCGCCCUGCCUGCGCCCGGGCGGCAGCCUCGUUGGUCUGGGGGCGCUUCCCGCCCCGCGGUCGGCAGCCGGCGGGACCAUGCUGCUGAAGGAGUACCGGAUCUGCAUGCCCCUCACCGUGGACGAGUAUAAAAUCGGACAGCUCUACAUGAUCAGCAAACACAGCCACGAGCAGAGUGACCGAGGGGAAGGCGUGGAGGUCGUCCAGAAUGAGCCCUUUGAGGACCCUCACCACGGCAAUGGGCAGUUCACGGAGAAGCGGGUCUAUCUUAACAGCAAACUGCCUAGUUGGGCCAGAGCCGUUGUCCCGAAAAUAUUUUACGUCACCGAGAAGGCUUGGAACUAUUAUCCCUACACAAUCACAGAAUACACAUGUUCCUUUCUGCCGAAAUUCUCCAUCCAUAUAGAAACCAAGUACGAGGACAACAAAGGAAGCAACAACAGCAUUUUCGACAAUGAGGCCAAAGACGUGGACCGAGAAGUUUGCUUCAUUGACAUUGCCUGCGAUGACAUUCCCGAGCGCUACUACAAGGAGUCCGAGGAUCCUAAACACUUCAAGUCAGAGAAGACAGGACGGGGACAGUUACAAGAAGGCUGGAGGGACAACCACCAGCCCAUCAUGUGCUCAUACAAGCUGGUGACAGUGAAGUUCGAGGUCUGGGGGCUUCAGACCAGAGUGGAGCAAUUUGUGCACAAGGUGGUGCGCGACAUUCUGCUGAUUGGGCACCGACAGGCUUUUGCAUGGGUCGAUGAGUGGUAUGACAUGACGAUGGAUGAAGUGCGCGAAUUCGAACGAGCCACUCAGGAAGCCACCAACCAGAAAAUCGGCGUUUUCCCACCUGCGAUUUCUAUCUCCAGCAUCUCCUUGCUGCCCUCCUCCGUCCGCAGCGCCCCCUCCAGCGCUCCGUCCACACCUCUCUCCACCGACGCCCCAGAAUUUCUGUCCGUCCCCAAAGACCGGCCCCGGAAAAAGUCCGCCCCAGAAACUCUCACGCUUCCAGACCCCGAGAAGAAAGCCCCCCUGAGAUUACCCGGCGGGCACUCUGCAGAGAAGCCGUGCAGGCCCAAGUCAGAGUAACUCGUGAUAGGGGUGCGCCCUGGGGCCUUUAUCUUUUCCUUUGGGGGGGUUUUAGGCUACGCUUUGUUUGAAGGAUCAUCCGGGCUCCAGAAAGACAGACGGCUUUGUCACCCAAGCGUAUUCCUCCAUCUCGGGGGUGUGUGUGUGUGCGCGUGUGGUUAAGUCAUUUCACAUAUAACAAAAGGUGAGGGCUGGAUAGAUGUCAAGACCGCAGAUUUUGCAAAGGACAGACCAGGGAGGAAGUCUCGCUAAGGGGCGUUUGGACUUCCGAGGGGC
Messenger RNA from Echinops telfairi (small Madagascar hedgehog), 1820 nucleotides. RefSeq names its product phosphatidylinositol transfer protein cytoplasmic 1 (gene PITPNC1). The transcript is spliced from 9 exons. Bases 546 to 1544 code for a protein of 332 amino acids. Gene Ontology annotation, cellular component: cytoplasm. Gene Ontology annotation, biological process: phospholipid transport. Lineage: Eukaryota; Metazoa; Chordata; Mammalia; Afrosoricida; Tenrecidae. The record is from RefSeq and is a predicted model, not a curated record. Gene Ontology annotation, molecular function: phosphatidylinositol transfer activity; phosphatidylinositol binding.